AUGGCCACCAACGGAGUACUGCCACUCGCAAUCAGCCUAGUCAUCUUCUCGGUAAUCUUUACCAUUGCAUACAGACAAAUAGAUGACAGAUACAAGGUCGGGCCCUACAUUCAAUUUCUGAGAAGCCUGGAUGGCGUGAAACUCUGGGUUUUCUGGCUCCCACCAGCUAUGUCUAUAGGCCUCUUUAUUGCGAUGGCACUUGGAGUGUUCGAGACCAAGAACCAGGACCUGGACGAGCAACGAAUUUCCAGCAACGCUUCUCCUACAGGCUAUGGGCCACCGCCAGCAAAGAGCCCCCCUCCAACAACUACAGCUUCACCGACUCCCACUGCCGAAUCGGCGCAGGCGCUGAGAGACCGACUCGCCGCGGAGGAGGCGGCAACGCACAACGCAACGCAGAUCUGUCCCGGUACUGCUGCGGCUCUCUCCCCAGGCGUUCCGGUUUUCACGUCAGCCGAAGCCGGAUGCGCCGAGAAAUCGACCGCGUAG
Messenger RNA from Drepanopeziza brunnea f. sp. 'multigermtubi' MB_m1, 489 nucleotides. RefSeq lists its product as uncharacterized. Lineage: Eukaryota; Fungi; Ascomycota; Leotiomycetes; Helotiales; Drepanopezizaceae. The record is from RefSeq and is a predicted model, not a curated record.